Molecule: messenger RNA, 4821 nt
Organism: Hypomesus transpacificus
Lineage: Eukaryota; Metazoa; Chordata; Actinopteri; Osmeriformes; Osmeridae
Gene: nek9
Product: serine/threonine-protein kinase Nek9
Exons: 23
Coding region: 432-3314 (960 amino acids)
Biological process (GO): protein phosphorylation
Cellular component (GO): centrosome
Molecular function (GO): ATP binding; protein kinase activity; protein kinase binding
Source: RefSeq, a predicted model, not a curated record
AUGAAACUUGAGAGUGUUUCCGGGUCUUUAGUGUAUGCAUGGAAAUAGAAAAGAUGGACUCCCUAAAGCGUUGUUAUACAGUGCAGUAUUCCCGAUGUGUUUAAAGUUUGGAAAGUAAAAACUGAGCCGUGGAGAUAUGCGCUUACCCUUAUGACUGUGUUGCGUUCUUAGGGAAAGUGAUUUGUACCGUUCGGCGACUUCAAAAUUCGUUUGGAAAUAGACGAGGCCGUGGGACUGAACUGUAGCAGGAGAAAUAUUUUAGAAACUGGUUGUAUCGGUCUACAUUGCAUUUAUCUUUAUAGUUUAGGCUAUAGUUGUUGUUUAUUUGUAUUUUUUCGCCUUUUCGUUGUAGGUUAGAAGAGAGGUUUUACUCUUAGACGUUAGGCCUAUACUUUUGGAGCGUAGUUUUAACCUAACUAAUAUUUUAGAAAAUGUCACUAGAGGAGUACGAGAGGCAUUAUGCCUCGCUAAAUUCAGAUUUGUGCAGCGAGUCAGUCCCUAACCCUAUUAGCCGGUCAACGUCGAGCACAUACAGCGCUGAGGAGGAAAAGUUACAUUACAUUCCUAUCCGGAUUCUUGGAAGAGGUGCAUUUGGUGAAGCUACUCUCUACAGACGAACAGAGGAUAACUCUCUGGUGGUUUGGAAGGAAGUGGAUUUGAACAACCUCUCAGAAAAGGAGCGCAGAGAUGUCACGAAUGAAAUCAGCAUCCUGUCCAUCCUACAGCACAAUAACAUAAUAGCCUACUUCAAUCAUUUCAUGGAUAAGAACACACUUCUCAUUGAGCUUGAGUACUGCAAUGGGGGGAAUCUGUAUGAUAAAAUCGUUCAACAGAAGGGGAAGCUGUUCAGUGAGGAGGUUGUCGUUUGGUACCUGUACCAGAUUGCCUCAGCAGUGUCUCACAUUCACAAAGUAGGGGUACUUCACAGGGAUAUCAAGACUCUUAAUAUCUUCCUGACAAAAACCAACCUCAUUAAGUUAGGUGAUUACGGACUGGCCAAGAAGCUCGACUCCCAGUUUGCCAUGGCUGAGACUUGUGUUGGAACCCCAUACUACAUGUCUCCUGAACUAUGCCAGGGUGUCAAAUACAACUUUAAAUCUGACAUCUGGGCCAUGGGCUGUGUCCUGUUUGAAGUGUUAACCCUCACCAGAACAUUCGAUGCAACGAACCCUCUGAACCUGUGUGUGAAGAUAGUUCAGGGAAACUGGACCAUGGACGUGAACCCUGAUCUUUAUUCCUCAGCGUUGAUCAAGCUAGUAUAUGAGUGUCUGGAUCAGGAUCCGGAGAAGAGACCGACAUCUGACCAGAUUCUUGACCAGCCAAUCAUAUCCUGCUGCAGACAGGAGCUGGAGGAGAGAGUUAUCUUGCUAAACUCAGCGAUGAAGAAACCAAAGUUGAGCAACGUGACAGAAAGUCCUGUCGCCGUGGUGACCACACGCUCCAGAGAAGUGUAUUUCUGGGGUGGAGGGAAAUUCACCCCCCAGAAGUUGGAUGCGUUCAAAGGAGGCAGCAGUGCUCAGCACGUGUGCGCAGGAGAGAACCACUUUGCUGUGGUGACAGUGGAGAAAGAGCUGUACACCUGGGCUAAUGUACAGGGUGGAACCAAGAUGGUGGGCCAGUUGGGUCACGGGGACCAGGCCUCGUACAGGCAGCCCCGCAAGGUUGAGAGGCUCCAGGGCAAGGCUGUCCGUCAGGUGGCCUGUGGGGCGGACUUCACCGCCUGCGUCAGCGACGAGGACCAGAUGUACAUGUUUGGGUCGGACUACUACGGCUGUAUCGGGGUGGAGAACGUGCUGGGCAUGGAGGUGCUGGAGCCGGUUCUGCUGGAGUUCUUUGAGGAGCGUCCGGUUCGUCAGGUGUCCUGUGGAGACAACCACGUGGUAGUGCUGACCCAGAGCGGAGACAUCUACUCGUGGGGGUGUGGAGAGCAUGGACGACUUGGCUUGGACUGUGAGGACGACUUCAGCUCUCCUAUGCAAGUGGAGACCCCUAAAGGAGCCACCAUCUCCACCGUCUCCUGCGGCUGCGAUGGAACCUUCUUCCUGACGGAGUCUGGCAAGGUGCUGGCCUGUGGGAGCAACGAGCUGAACAAGCUGGGUCUGAACCAGGGCUUCUCAGGACUAAAGAACCACCCUGGAGAGCAAGGGUACCAAGGGAUACCGUACACCACCACUCUCACUCUGGUCAAGCAGCUGGCCAGGUUUAAGAUCCAGGCCAUCUCUCCUGGGAGGAGCCACACCGGAGCUAUCGACGAGCGCGGGCGCCUGAUCACCUUCGGGUGUAACAAGUAUGGGCAGCUGGGAGUGAAGGACUUUAAGAAGCACCAGGGGGUCCAGCUGCUGGUGGGGCCGUUCGGGGGAAAGGUGGUCAGCAAGGUUUCCUGUGGAGAUGGCUUCACCAUCGCUGCUACUGAGGACAAUCAGAUCUUCGCCUGGGGAAAUGCAGGAAAUGGCCGCCUGGGAAUGCCCCCUGAUAAGGGCUUUGGCUCGGAGGUGUGCCCCGCCUUACCCAGACCCAUCUUUGGUUCUCUCCACCACGUCCCAGACCUGUCCUGUCGUGGAUGGCACACCAUACUGAUCAUGGAGAAGGUCCUCAACUCUAAGACCAUCCGUUCCAACAGUAGUGGACUUUCCAUCGGUAGUGGGCUGGGCCCAGUCUCUAGCUCCACAGUGGAUCUGGACAUGGAGCCAGGUGCAGAGACCGGGGUGCGUGACGCCGGUCUGGGGGGCACGGUGGAAGCAGACACGGAGGAGCGUCGCAUGGAGACCUCGGAGAUGCCCCUGGGGAACCAGACUGGAGACAGCUCCUGCCCCUUCUGGCUGCGUAAGGAGCUUCAGGACGCUGAAUUCAUACCCAUGCCGGAAGAUUCCAGAGGCUUUGUCCCUAAUCCGCUGGCUCCGUCCUACUCUGAGAGUGUCACUCUGCCGUACGAGGAGUUGCAGGAGUUAAAGGCUGCAGCCGCAGCUGCUGCCACUGGGAAAGCUCUCUCGACCGCACGCAUGGGCUGUGACAAGGCCGGGCUGGAGGAGGGAGGGGCUUGUAAGAAAGGAGACGCCGUUUCCUGUUGCAGAGCCAGUAGUGAGAUUGCGCAGCUGAGAGAGACUGUCAGCCGUCAGGAGACGAUGAUCCAGAGACUACAGAAACAGUUCAGUGACCAACUCAGCGAGAAUGAGAAGCUCUGGAUGGCUAUCAACCAAAUGACCCUGAAAGAAACUGUGUCUGAAAAUAACAGCGACCAGCGAUGUGGCCCUGGGCCCGCAGAGGCAGGAGGGAGCCAGAGCCCAGAGGACAGACCUGCAGGGGCGGGCACGUGAGGGCCGCCCCCUGCUGCUCUACUGUGUUUGGAGGGACUGUGGCUCUGCACGCCCAGACCUAUAGAUGGAGUUAUUCAGACUCAGGUCAGGACAAGAGUAGGACUAUAUUAUCUUCCAGCUCCUUCUGAUAGGACAUGUGUCCGUUACAGGCUGUUAACCAUGUCAGCAGGCCGCCAGGGGGAGAUGAGGGGAAGGUUCAAAACCUCUGCUGUCCUCAUUGAAACAGCUUUUGCUUAAUUAGUAGUGGCCAUUGGGGGAUUGAAGGUUGCAGAAUGAAUACAAUCAGGGUUGAACGACUAUAUAGUAUUUGUGGUUUUCUGUCUGCAUGAUCAUGCUGUGUUUGAAUAGAUAGAACAAUUGCUUUUACUCCACAUUGAAAGAUACUUACAGGCAUGAUAAACUUCAGUAAAGCUGCAGCAGUAUUCGGUUUUAUAGACUGACUCAAAUACUGGUAGUAUUCAACAUCGGGAACCCAGGUAUUAGCAGUGUUAAUCUAGUCAAUGCCUUGGUUUUAACGCUGGCUCAGACUGUCAACAAAGGUCUACAUAACAUUGUAGCUCUCAUAACCAUGGAUAUAUCUUAUCACAUUUCAUAUCACAUUAUAAGGUGCUUCGCAUUUAUAAGAGCCCUAAAUAUAUAUUGUACCUGUGUGUAUGGUGUGGUAUAUUGUACUGUUUUUCAGCUGUGGUUAUCAGCAAAAAAGGCAGAUUAAUCAGGUCAACAUCUGUUUCCAAUGUGAAUCUAAAAACGAGUAUAUCUUUUUUAUUCUUUAUCUUGCACUUUUGAUGUUCUUCAAAGGCUAAAUACCAAACAAAAAGAGUAUACUAAAUAUACCUUAGUCGACUUACCCUUUUAAAUGUAAUGUACCAUGGGCGUUUUGUUGUCAUAAGUGAGUGGAAGAAAGACAUGAGCAGAAGAUGCCAAAAUGGGAAAUGUAUGACGUUGCUAUUGAUUUCACUAAACUACUGAUGCAAUAACAACAAUUUAAAAUAGAAUAUGUACAUUUGCCUUCUAAAGACAUAUUAUUAUGAUAAAUGGUGUCAUAUUUUUUAUCAUCAGAGUUUUUCUUUAGUUUGAUAUGUUUUGUUGUUCUUGUUAUUAAGGCGUUACAAUCUUUUUAUUUGGGCUGUGUGAGAUGCUAUAGCGAGUUGUGUAGUCAUCUAAAACGGCUAAUAAGUUCACAACCUUGUGGGUUAGUGUGUGGUCAAAUUGCACCGAUUAACACUGAUGGAACUUUAUAUAUCAAUGUAAGUACAAAAUGACGUAUUAAUCUAAAACCAAAGAUGGAUUGUAGACGGAUCCUAAGGACCGUUCCCUUCUCCAUAUAUUUGUUGUUCUAUGUCUACAUAUUCAGCCCAUACUGUAUUUAUUAGAGGCUUCCUAUCUGUAAGGUAUUGAGUGUCCAAAAAUAUUGUGUGCAAGAUGUUACAGUGACCUUAUUUGCUACCAUCCAUAGAUUCACCUUUACUUCAUGCUUUGUGUAAAGAAUAAAUCAGCCAAACCACCA